Aplosporella prunicola CBS 121167 is the source of this 480-nucleotide messenger RNA. RefSeq lists its product as uncharacterized. NCBI's taxonomy places the organism in Eukaryota, Fungi, Ascomycota, Dothideomycetes, Botryosphaeriales, Aplosporellaceae. The record is from RefSeq and is a predicted model, not a curated record. Gene Ontology annotation, molecular function: nucleic acid binding. The transcript has a single exon. The annotation marks the transcript as partial.
UUUUUCGAUAUGCGCAAAGACUCAGAUGCCUUAUUCGCCCACUACCAGGUUUCUCUCGCCAGGGUCCAGGAUGUUCAGCUCAUGGAGCUUGCAACGCGGAAAUACUCCAAGAAAUGGCUUGCCUCGCUGGUUAAAUGUACCGAGGACAGCACGAUCCCCACUGCCAUAAGAUCUUCAUGGCAGAACCACCAAACCUCUCUACAACACGUUUCAUUCCUAUACCGGCGCCCGAUUCCAGCAGAAGUUAAACGCUACUGUAGUUUUCGUGUGUCCGUGCUUCCAGACCUAUGGAAAUUUUACGACACGAAGCUUCGUCCCGCAAACGAAACUUUCUGGAGGGAAAAGGUUGACCAAACAACUAAGGAACGUAUCCGCCUCUCUCAUAGUAUGGGAGCAAGCAUAGAAGCAACCACAACCGCGCAGGGGCCGUGGGAUCCAGAUAAAAUAGAAGAGGAAAUUAACGCGUGGAAUAAGGAAGUU